Messenger RNA from Myiozetetes cayanensis, 4359 nucleotides. It is a transcript of the gene PROB1, whose product is annotated as proline rich basic protein 1. The transcript has a single exon. The record is from RefSeq and is a predicted model, not a curated record. Gene Ontology annotation, cellular component: nucleoplasm. The coding region runs from base 1 to 4359 and encodes 1452 amino acids. NCBI's taxonomy places the organism in Eukaryota, Metazoa, Chordata, Aves, Passeriformes, Tyrannidae.
AUGCCCCGCGGGAAGAGGGACCCCGUGCUGCUGUCCCCCGCCGAGCUGCCCGGCCCCGACGGCGACGGUCCCCGCUCGGGGGGGCACGGCCGGCCGGCCGCGGAGGAGGAGGAGGAGGAGGAGGGAAACCUCCCCGGGUUGCCCCGCGACGACCUCGCCAAGAGCAUGUCGGGCUCCUCCGUGUCCUCCUACCACUCCGCGCUGUGCUCGGACGGCACGGAGAUCUUCAAGGACUGCCUGGAGUAUCUGGACGAGGAGGGGCCGCCCCCCCGGGCUGCCCCGGAGCGCUGGGCUCCGGCGGGGGCCCCAGGCGAUCCCCCGCCCGGCCCCCUCGCCCGCCCGCAGCAGGCUCAGCUGUCCGGCCCGGCUAAGAAUAGCCCAGCGCCGGGGCAGGGGGGCAGGAUGGGUCCCCGCGGAAGGGACCGGCAGCCCGGGACGGCCGCGGCGGCGGGCGGGGAGCCGGCGGUGCCCCGACAGCCCGGGGGGAUGCUCGGCGGGGCGCCCAGCGACUCGGACGAGCUGGACGGCGAGGUGCAGGCGCUGACGGCCAGGGCUUUCCGCAGCCUCUCGGGGCUCCCCGCCGCCCGCCUCGACAUGUGCAGCUCCCACACCUCGUCCAGCCUCUCCAACUCGCUGUCGGAGGACGGCGGGCGCCCGCGGCGGUGGCCGGCGGCCCCCGGGGAGCCCCGGGGCGCAGGGACAGCCCUCCACGGCAGGGUGGGAUGGCCUUUCCCCGCCGCCGUGGACGGGGAGCUGCUGGGGAAGGAGCAGUUCGAGUGCGUGGACGUGGAGCUGGAGAGCGGAGAGGCCAGGAAAGGCCACGGCAAGAAGAGGACGGUGCCCAAGCGCCAGAUCCUGCUGAAGAGGAAGGAGAGGAAGGAGACGGGUUUUGGUCCCCGGGGGGACGGCCCGGCGCCCCAGCCCCAGCCCCCUGCCAGGAAGGAGCCCCCCAGCAAGGGUAGGGCCAUCGGCGACGACUUCAGGCUCAACUACCAGCAGUUCAUGAAGACGGCCUCCCUGGACACCGGCACCGACAGGACCAGGGCGGCCUCGUGCCUCGUGAAAAACGUCUUGGCCAAGAAGAUGCAGUACGAGCAACGCAUCAAGAUGGAGCAGAAGGGGCUGCGGGGCAGCUCCACCUCCUCGGGGCCGUCCUCCGCCGGCACCGACCUGCUGGGGGAUGGUCUGGAGGGCAAGUCCAGCUCACUGUCGCGCUCAGACUGCAGCUUCUCGGCCGAGGACCUGCGGGGCGGUGGGAUGCCCGUGUCCGUGGGGGACACCACCACCACCCAUCCCACCAAGGGGGUGGUGCUGAGCGAAGCCACCAGGGAGACUGUCUGCAACCUGAGGAAGACCUUCAAUGAGCUUAACCAGAGGAUGAAGUACCAGGAGGUGCUGGAGGGCCGCUGGCUGCCCAGCGCCAGGGAGGAACCGACGUCGGAGAGGAUCUGCUACCAGCGAGCCCGCGCCUUGUUCGAAGGCCAGCCCGGGGUGGGGAAGGUGCUGGAUGUCGCCCCCAGAUUUGGGAGAGCACCAAAGCCGUGGCCCAGCUUGAAGGAGCGAGCCAUCGGCCCCAUCCACUCCCAAGCCCUCCCCUUCAAGGCCGACAGCCGGGCACUCCCCACCACGGCACCACGACGUCACUUCGCCCCCCGGGCACAGGAGCUGAGGAAGCUGCCGCAGAGCCGGCCGGAGGAGAAGCCACCGGCAGCGCCCCGCCGGCCACCCAGCCCUGGCAUCCCGGCACCCCGGCGGUCCCCGCCGGCCAUCCCCCCCAAGCCAGAGGAGAAGGGGAAGGGGCGCGUCCCGCAGCCCCGAGACGUGCGCAAGCUGGUGAAGAGCAGCUACAGCCUCAGCUUCGGGACUGCCAGCGCACCCCGUGGCACUGCGGCACCGGCGAGGAACGCGGACCCGCUGCCGGCCGCCCCGCUGGUCAUCCACUGCACCUCCGUGUGCCGCCGGGAGCCCGCGGCCGAGCCGGCCGGGGAGGAGGUGCCGGCAGCCCCCGGCCGAGAGCCAGCCCCAGUGUGCGCCGAGGGGCCCGCAAAGCCCCCCUCGGGGGGCAGCCAGCCCUCGCCCAGCCACAGCUCCCCCAUCAACAUCACGAGGGUCCAGGCCACACGCAGGGAAGCAGCCGCCGUGGAGGAGCCGCCGGCGUCCCCCCCGCGCCGGGAGCGGAGCGAGCUCAGGGUGCCACCGCGGGCGCCGCUGGCCGAGGGGAUGCCACAUGUGGAGACCCACCUGCACGUCCUGGUGGGUCGGCCGUCCCCAGUGGCCAGGGAGGGCUCCCCGGCCCAGAGCAGCGCCGUGCUGCGGACAGAGAAGACCCUUCUCCUCCCUCCAUCGCCACCCAGUCCCGUGAAGGAGGGACGCAGCCCUGGUGGCACUGGAGGGCCCCACAUGGCCAAGGGGUGCGAGGUGACAGGGCAGUGGCUUGGGGGCAGCGACAGCGGGGACCCCCGGGCAGGACCCCCGGCCGGCGGCAGCGCCCACCCCCGGCCUGCGGAACCGGUCGCGAGGAGCGUGGCGGAGCCACGGGCCAGCGAGCACAGGCAGGAGCCGCCGGGCAGCCGGAGGGUGUCAGUGGGCAGCGGUAGCUCUGCUGGUGGCACCGGCCCCUCUGCCUCGCUCCGAGCCGGGGAGAGAGGUGAAGGUGCCCCCAGGCAGCUACCAGAGUGGAGGGAGCCCUGGGAGCUCUCACCACAGUGGCCGGGAGCCACAGAGCCACACCCUCCUGCGGCCCCCGCUGACAACUCCAACUACUUGGCAAUGCCUGAGAGAGCCCCCAAACCCUUGCCAGUGCCAAAACUGCCCUCAGUCCCCUACCCAGGCAAUGCAUCCUUUGGGACCCCCUUGGUCCCCAGCCCAGCCAACACAUCCUUUGGGACUCCCUUGGUUCCCAACCCAGGCAGUGCAUCCUUUGGGACCCCCUUAGUCUCCAGCCCAGCCAGCACAUCUUUUGGGCCCCCCUUGGUUCCCAACCUGUCCAGUGCAUCCUUUGGGACCUCCAUGGUCACCAACGUGACUAAUUCAUCCUUUGGCUACCCAUCUGCCUCCAGCCUGGCCAGCACAUCAUUUGGGACUCCCUUGGUCUCCAACCACAACAAUAAGUCUUUUGGGACCCCUUUGGUUCCCAACCUGGCCAGCACAUCCUUUGGGAACUCCUUGGUCUCCAAUCCAACCAGUGUAUCCAUUGGGUCCCCCUCUUUCCCCAGUCCAUCCAGUGUAUCCUUUGGGUCUCCCAUGGUCCCCAAUCCAUCCAGCAUGUCUUUUGGGUCCCCACUGGUCCACAAUGCACCCAAUGUAUCCUUUGGGAACCCCUUGGUGCCCAAUCCAUCCAGUGUAUCCUUUGGGAACCCCUUGGUGCCCAAUCCAUCCAGUGUAAUCUUUGGGAACCCCUUGGUGCCCAAUCCAUCCAGUGCAUCCUUUGGGAACCCCUUGGUGCCCAAUCCAUCCAGUGCAUCCUUUGGGAACCCCUUGGUGCCCAAUCCAUCCAGUGCAUCCUUUGGGAACCCCUUGGUCCCCAACCCCCCCAGUUCAUCCUUUGGAUCCUCCUUGGUCACCAACCCAGUCCCAGCCUCCCUUGGACAUCCAUCAGUCUCCAGCAUCUCCAGCUCUUUCUUUGGAUCCCCUCUGGUCCCCAGCUCAGCCAGUGCUCCACUGGGACCGGGGCUGUAUCCCCUGGCUGGUGGGGAAGCACCCUGGAGUAAACCCAGCCCUGAGCCCCCCCUGGCCCGGCCCCCUGAAGGCCCAGCCAGUUCUGAGCCCCCAGCCCAGCCCCACCUGGAGGAUGGUCCCCACUUCCUAAGGAGGACUGACAUUGCCUCCCCGAGUGGCAGGAGCAGGCAGAGCCCCCCCAAGGCCCUGGCCGCCCCCCCGCCCCCGCAGCGGAGGAUGCUGGUCGAUCCCAGCAGCGGCAAAUGCUACUUCGUGGAGCCUCCGCGGCAGCCGCAGAUGAAAACACUCUACGACCCCGAGACCGGGCAGUACCUCGAGGUGCUCGUCCCGCCGGUGGCAUCUCACACCGGCCUCUACCAGGCACCUUUCAACCCCCUGGUCAUGGCCCCGGGAGUCUACGGCCCAUCCUACACACCCUACAGUGGCUUCCCGGGGCUCCCGGCGCCGCCCCCACCCUCCGCCCCCUCCCCACCACACCCCGACCUGCCGGCUGCCGACAACCCCGGCCUGGCAGGGACCCCCAGCUCCGCUCCCAAGAGCGAGGGACUUCUGCUACGGGGGGCCGACUGUGGGUACCUGGAGAGCCUGUACUACAUCCCCACGGGGAUGCGCGCCAGCCCCAGCCCCGCCCAGCCCCCUGCCCCCACCAGCCCCGAGAAGGGACCCCAGCUCCGGAUGUGA